Messenger RNA from Passer domesticus (house sparrow), 1064 nucleotides. RefSeq names its product Aly/REF export factor (gene ALYREF). Gene Ontology annotation, cellular component: nucleus. Lineage: Eukaryota; Metazoa; Chordata; Aves; Passeriformes; Passeridae. Bases 38 to 802 code for a protein of 254 amino acids. The record is from RefSeq and is a predicted model, not a curated record. Gene Ontology annotation, molecular function: mRNA binding. Gene Ontology annotation, biological process: mRNA export from nucleus. The transcript is spliced from 6 exons.
CGCGGCCGGAAGUGCGGGUGGGAGCGGUGCCGCCAUCAUGGCCGACAAGAUGGACAUGUCCCUGGACGACAUCAUUAAGCUCAACCGGAGCCAGCGUGGGGCCAGCCGGGGCGGCCGGGGCGGCCGGGGCCGGGGCGGCACCGCACGCGGGGGCGGGCCCGGCCGGGGCGGCGUUGGCGGCGGGCGCGCGGGCGGCGGCCCCGUGCGGAACCGGCCGGUGAUGGCCCGGGGCGGCGGCAGGAACCGGCCCGCGCCCUACAGCCGGCCGAAGCAACUCCCCGAGAAGUGGCAGCACGACCUGUUCGACAGCGGCUUCGGGGCGGGGGCCGGCGUGGAGACCGGCGGAAAGCUGCUCGUCUCCAACCUGGACUUCGGCGUUUCGGAUGCGGACAUCCAGGAGCUCUUUGCGGAGUUUGGGACCCUGAAGAAGGCAGCUGUGCACUAUGACAGAUCUGGCCGCAGCCUGGGGACGGCAGACGUGCACUUCGAGAGGAAGGCCGACGCGCUGAAGGCCAUGAAGCAGUACAACGGCGUGCCCCUGGACGGGCGCCCCAUGAACAUCCAGCUGGUCACGUCACAGAUCGACACGCAGCGGAGACCAGCACAGAGUGUAAACAGAGGUGGCAUGACCAGAACCCGCGGGGUCUCGGGGGGGUUUGGAGGUGGAGGCAACAGGCGAGGGACUCGUGGCGGGAACAGAGGGAGAGGCAGAGGAGCUGGAAGAACUUCCAAACAGCAGCUCUCUGCAGAAGAACUAGAUGCACAGCUGGAUGCUUACAAUGCCAGGAUGGACACCAGCUAAAGCGGCAGCAGUGGGCACAGGGAAGGACUCCAAUCUUGCUCCACACUCCCGGCAGGGGCUGCGGCUGUGGCUACUACUACCGAGGAUGGGAUUUGUUUUACUUUUACGUUCUGGGAUAGGUUUUAACUCCUGUAAAGGUUUUUUUUAAUUCUCAGCAGACCUGUUUUGUACCGAGUUAUUUUUGGGAUAAAUUUUUCUGGUUGCCUGUUGGGCCAAGGUGGCUUUUUCACCUUUGCCGUAAUAAAAUAGAACCAUGUCUAGA